Molecule: messenger RNA, 321 nt
Organism: Emiliania huxleyi CCMP1516
Lineage: Eukaryota; Haptophyta; Isochrysidales; Noelaerhabdaceae
Exons: 1
Biological process (GO): regulation of mRNA splicing, via spliceosome
Cellular component (GO): nucleus
Molecular function (GO): mRNA binding
Source: RefSeq, a predicted model, not a curated record
AUGCCCGGUGGUGCGCUCAAGCUGGUCGGGCUGAUCAUCGGCCCUCGCGGCAACACGCAGAAGCGGAUGCAGGAGGAGACCAACUGCACCAUCGCCGUGCGCGGCAAGGGCACCCGCCGGCUGGGCGACCAGGUGCGCGACGAGUCGGACAACGACCCGCCGCACGUGCUGAUCCGCGGGCCGACCAAAGAGCGGCUCGAGCAGGCGCGGCGCCUCAUCGAGACGCUGCUCGACUUUACGUCCGAGGAGGGGGAGCGGAUGAGGAACGAGGCGAACCACGAGUUGCACGUGCUCAACGGCACGGUGCGGGAGGACAAGCCG